Molecule: messenger RNA, 1113 nt
Organism: Marchantia polymorpha subsp. ruderalis
Lineage: Eukaryota; Viridiplantae; Streptophyta; Marchantiopsida; Marchantiales; Marchantiaceae
Source: the annotation of a GenBank genome assembly
GAGGUGCUGGAUGAAAUUGUCGAGUUCUAGCUAUAUCGUCCUGUCUCGAGAACAGUCACAGAUCGGAUUGUGCUCGAGGUAGCACAUUCUCUUCUGUCUCCAGUGUGGAGAGACCAGCGAGUCGCGCAGAGAGGUGGGAUUGAACCAGUCUAUUCAUGUUCCACCAAGUUUCAUCCGUCGGUGUUCUUUUGCCCUGUGACAGACACUUUCUUGGAUUAGAUUGUUGAGACGACGGAAAGGUGGGGCUGAAGCAAGUCAGGAGGGAAGGAACGUUGGGAAGGUUGGUUCAGCGGGGCAAGAGGGAGCGAUGGAGACUUCGUUGAGAUAUGGCGUGGAAGAGAAGCAGCUCUUGCUGCAUGCGAAAGAGAACUUUCUGCUCGAUAAAUCGUUCUAUCUUCAGAUUCACGGAAAGCUCAAUACGCACACAGGAGCUGCAAGUGGAAUAACUCAAGUGAAGAAGAAAUUCUUCCCGGAGCUGCUGACGAGCUUAGACGUUGGGGCCAAGUUUGACUCUAAGCCUUACGAAAUUACUUAUGACGUCCAAGGAAAGAAGACUCUUCCUCUUACUGACAACGGGUUGCUGAGCAUUGACUUGAAAGGAGGCUACAACUUCAAUCCCGGAACCAAGGUGGGAAAACCCCGGGGAGUUGUGGAGUUGAGCUACAAGAUUUUCAAUUUUACUGAGGAUCAAGACUUGAAAAUCAAAGCAGGCUACAACCUUGUUAAGCAGAAACCAUAUUUCCAGAUUAGGGAGAACAACUGGACACUGAAUGCUGACAUGGCGGGAGGCUGGAGUGUAAUCUACGACUUGUGAGCGGGUCAGGACUUUGAUGCCCUCCUGAUGUAUUAGGGCUUGUAAUUAUCUCUCAGAAUGCCAUCCAAUAUGGGGUGCCACAAAAUCUAGAGAUUUUCAGGCGCAGAUGAAAGAUUAAAAAUUUAAUAGCUGAUCUACCAUGACUAGCGAGUAGUUCUUGAGGAAAACUGUCAAUUAGGUUCGACUCUGCGCCAAUUGCGGCUGGUCAUGAAUUUAAUCGGAUUCCCUUUGUCAUUGGAAUCUGGAGAAUCAAAUGCUGAAGCAAGGCAUUCCUUUUACGAACCCUAUUUGCUCGUCUG